Biomphalaria glabrata is the source of this 3965-nucleotide messenger RNA. RefSeq names its product probable tubulin polyglutamylase ttll-15. Lineage: Eukaryota; Metazoa; Mollusca; Gastropoda; Planorbidae. Gene Ontology annotation, biological process: protein modification process. The transcript is spliced from 2 exons. The record is from RefSeq and is a predicted model, not a curated record.
AUGUCAUGUGGUAUGUGUUUUUUUGUGGACAAGAAAGAGAAAAGAAGUCCUUACUUACCCACUGCUUGGAUUCAAGGAAGUCUGAGUUCCAAGAAUAAUGACCCUAAUGGAUACUUAAAAAAUGUUUAAAGUGUAUUUCAACAAAUAGGCUUUACAUUUGGAGACAAGUCUUCAGACUGGCUUGUCAUGUGGAGUCAUGAUUACCCUUUUGAACAUUGGCAUGUGGAUAUGGUCAAACUAAAGCCUAAUCAGAGAGUUAAUCAUUUUCCAGGAAGUGGAUAUAUUACAAAUAAAGUCAAUCUGGCACAGUCUAAAUUUACUUUUAUUCCUAUAUCGUUUGAGCUGCCUUUAAAAAGAGCUGAGUUUAUAAACUUUGCUACUCAAAACAAGAACAUCCAAUGGGUUCAGAAAGGCAGCAAGCAUAGAGGAAUACAAAUAAAAAAGUAUGAGGACAUAGACCUAAAUACAAAUGGAACGUUUGUGCAGGAGUAUGUUUCCAAUCCCUUUCUUGUUGAUGGUAGGAAGUUUGAUAUAGGAAUAUAUACUGUUAUAACAGCCAUUGAUCCACUGAGAGUCUACUGCAUUGAUGGUGAAGCCUUAUUUCGUUUUUGUCCACAAGAAUAUUAUCCCUUCAAUGCGUCCAUUUUAGACAAAUAUGUUGUUGCUGAUGAGUACCUACCUCUGUGGAAGAUACCUUCUCUUAAGAAAUUCUAUUCUAAUCAAGGUCUUACAUUUAAGAAUGCUUUCAACUCAUAUCUUUUACAGCAUGGGGAAAAUCCUGAAAUUGUUUGGAAUAAAAUGUACAAUGCAAUUCAGAAAGUUAUUUUGAUGAAAGAGCAAGAUAUUAUUCAACUUGUUAAACACUACCCAUCAAAAAGAAAUUUCUUUGAAAUGAUGCGCUUUGAUUUUGUGCUUGAUGAAAACUUGAACAUUUACCUGAUGGAAGCCAACAUGUCACCUAAUUUGUCAUCAGAUCAUUUCAAAGAAAACGCUCGCCUCUACAAGCAUGUUAUUUUCAAUCUUUUAAAUUUAGUGGGAAUCAGUCACUUUCCAAGAACAUUUCUGCUGAACCUGAAGGACAAACUCUCUUUGCAUGUUUCUGCUCGUGACAUUCAAGUUUUCUCCAGGCUUUGCUUGCGACUUGUUUGUAUUUCUAAUUGUAGUCAAAUAGCGUGUCGACUCUGUAAACACUGUCUCAAUCAAGACUUAAUGACAGAUCUAAAAAUAGCUUACUUGGAGCAUCUACACAGAGGAACUGCCAAAAGAAUUUUUCCACCCACAAUUUUGCAGUCAAUGGCAUAUACAUGGACCCCAGAAGCAACUUGGCCUGUACUUAUGCAUCUGAAUGUUAAAAACCAACUGAUUUACAUGUGGUUUAUUGGCAAAUGUCAGCAAGAUAUAGGGUGGUGUAAUUAAUAUAAUGAUAUUAAAUUAGUUAAAAUUUAGAUUUUUAUAGUAGCAAAUAUUUUGAUUUUUGUCUAUAUAUCAUCUUUGGAUAAAUGGCCUCAGAAGCUCUUGAUUCUUAAGUGUUGUAAGUCAAUUAACUUUUCGGGAACAUUUUCAUUUAAGAAUAUAUUUUAUUCUGUAAACUUAUACAUGUAUUGUGUUUAUGUCAAUUCCGUUGGGGAUGGUUGCUGAGCCUGGCUUUCAAAAUGAGGGGUUUCAGGUUAAAAUCUCAAUGAAGUGUGAUUUUGACUUUCAAAAUUUUUAGGACAUCCGAGUCCACUCAACUCUAAUGGAUACUGACAUUAAUUGGGGAAAGUAAAGCCAGUUGGUUAUUAUGCUAAUCACAUGACACUCUUGUUAGCCAUCUUCCAGUUAGACUUUGUAUCAUCUGCCUUGAAAGGGAUACUGAUACUUUUAACUACACACAAUUUUUUGGACCUUCACACUAUUCUUUAUCUCUCUACAAAAGAUAUAUGCCAACAAAGUACCAAUUAUGCAUAUUUCACUAAUAUAAUAUAAUAAGCCAGGUAAGUUGUAUCCUAAACAUAAAGUUGAAACCUGGAAAAGGCUUCUGAACUACCAUUACUUUUAAAAACGAAAUAUUUUUUUAUACAUUAUUUAUUAUUAUUUUUUAACAAUGUUCUUUUAUUGAGGUUGAGACCAGUUCAGUAUUAUUGAUCCAAUUUCUAUUUGUUUUCAUAAAAUUUGUAUAUACUGUUCAAUAAAUCUUUAUAUGAAUUUAUUAUACAUUAUUUAUUGUAAUAAGUAGGCCUGUCUGUGGUGAUAGCAUCAUCUAUAAAAUAUUACCAAAUGUCAGUCUUUGAUAACUAAUCCAGCACUGUUCAUGUGGCAUAGGCACUAAACAGCUUAUUUUAGUGACAGUUGAAGGAUUUAAGGCAAUUCUUGACUGUGCUAAAAGGAGAAGCCUCAGCCAAUUGAUUAUGUUUGUUUGCAUGUAUUUGUUUGCCUUUGAAUUUGUUUCUUGAGAACAUUUUUUUUGUGAAGCAAGUAAUGUUGUUUCAUAGGAAGUUGAUCACAUUAGAAAGUGUAUUUACAACACUAACUUUUGUUUUUAAAAGUGCAAUAUUUGAUGGCUAAAUCUGCAAAUACUUAUGCUUUUUUUUUCUAUUUUAUUUUUAAAACAUUUUACUUUAUUUCAAAAAUGUUUACUGUUUUUUUAAUCUUUUUGUCUAACUUGGUGCCUUUAUUAUUGUUGCUAUUGAAAUUCAUGGUCAUACUUCUUAUUCUCUUUUUUUAAGGAGGAAUAGUUAAAUUUAAUUCUGUGAAAAAAUGUUUUUAACAAUAUAAAACAUUAACUUAACAUGACACCCUCCUUAACUGUAGGCCACAGAAACAGAUGACCUUUACAUCAUCUGCCCUAGAGACUACAAGGUCUGAAAGGGAAACUUUACUUUUUUUAUCAUAUAGUCGUAUUCUCCCAUCUUUUUUGUCUUGUGUUGUUACAUAAUUCUUGUAUGUUUUUUGUUAGAAUUCACUGGCAUAUAUUAUCAUUAUUUUUAUUAUUACUUUAUAAUUUUCUAUGGAUUUUCAACAGAUGAUCUUGCUUUUCAGCAUAUAGUGAAUACUGAAGUAUGGUGCUCUGUUCCUAGCAGAUUAUCUUUCUACUAGCCUUUCAGUUUAUUUAAGCAUCCCAAAUAUCUGAUUUUUUCUUUUCUUCGUUCUUAUUUGACAAUUGGGUUAUAUACUUUCAGCCCUGCAUGUAUCUGUGUUUCUUAGAAUUAACUUUUUACUGAGUUAUAUCAUUGGUAUAUUGUCUUUGGCUGUCCAUUGUUUGUAACCAAUCAUUUUCUUAGAGAACUAUCGUGUCAUUGUUCCUUUGGUGUCAAUUUGUAUUUAAUUACCAUCUCUAAUGUGAAUCAAAUUAAAUGUACUUAACAGACUACCUCAUUUGACAGCUAGUUCUGAUCCCAGUGUGUUAGCGUGAAAAUAAGCCAUUGAAAUGAUUGAAAAAUUAAUCUCACUAAAUGACACAUUUCAGGGCAGUGGCUUGUUUUCACAUGAAAUGUAUGUUAGGUAGUCAUUUCAGUCAUAACUGUCUGUUCUCUUUAGAAAUGAAUACAGGUUGCAUAGUUAAGGAACAUUAUUAAAAAAAUGUAAACCCAUCACACACUUCUCAUAAAUUCUACUCAUGGUUUAGAUUAUAAGCAACUUUAAUUCCUUCCUAACAUUCUGAUAAGUAUCAAGAAACUUAAGUCCAAAUGUAUUAUUAAAUCCAAUUAUACAAAUUCAAACUUUGUAUGUCUUAUAGUAAAAUAGAAUGUGUGUGUGUAAUAGUGUUUAUGUAUUAAAAAAAAAAUUCAACUUCGUUUAUUUUUAUUUCUCAUUUGUCAAACAUUAAACCACUGUUGUCAUGGAUUAAUAUGUGUGUGUUUGUAUAACCUAAUUUUAUUUGUAUAGGACAGUUGAAAUGUAUGAGCUAACACCCAUAAGUGAGAAGACACAAGGACAGUUGAAAGUGUGUGAUGUUAUGAAGAAAUAGUAAAGUUUGUGCUUGUCAA